Messenger RNA from Ostreococcus tauri, 2676 nucleotides. Its product is annotated as IQ motif, EF-hand binding site. The transcript has a single exon. Gene Ontology annotation, molecular function: voltage-gated potassium channel activity; protein binding. Bases 1 to 2676 code for a protein of 891 amino acids. Lineage: Eukaryota; Viridiplantae; Chlorophyta; Mamiellophyceae; Mamiellales; Bathycoccaceae. The record is from RefSeq and is a predicted model, not a curated record. Gene Ontology annotation, biological process: potassium ion transmembrane transport; regulation of membrane potential. Gene Ontology annotation, cellular component: membrane.
AUGUCGCGCAGAGCGAGCGGAAACGAUCGGGACGACGGGGACGCGCUCGACCGUCAGUCGUUCGCGGACACGGACGGGGAUUCCGUGCGCGAGCGAUCGUGGUCGCGAGAGGACGCACCGAGCGCGACGACGUCGACGAGCGAGGAACGGGGGAAGGUUGAGCCGUUCGGGAGCAGUAGCGAGGAACGUCGGACGCGGGUACCGGGUAAAAUGAGCGGGUUGACGAGUUCGGGGAAGGGUGUUCACGGUAGAGCACGAAUGACAGCGUACGAAGCGAUGUUAAGGGAGUCGUCGAUGCGAUCGAAGCAGAACGCGCCCUCGCCCGUGGAGCUCGAAAAACAGAGCUCGUUUGAGCGACAAAAGACAAUCAAACGCGAGGCAAAGAAGGAGAGGGCACGAAGACAGAAGAGCGAGCGACGGAAACGAAAAGAACAGACGACGUAUAAGCGAAGUAAAUUCGCGAUAUCGCCGCAGCACGCGAUUUUGCAGCGAUGGGAAGGUUGCAUGAUGUUGUUGUUGUGCUACACGGCAAUCGUGACGCCGGUUGAAGUCGGCUUCUAUGAGCCAAAGGUCAACGCGAUUUUCUACGUCAAUCAAGUCGUCACCGCGUCGUUUAUCAUUGAUCUCAUCUUGAACUUUUUCACCGCCAUCGUGCACCCGAGGACGGGACUGCUCGUGUACAACCUCAACUACAUCGCGCAGCGGUACUUGAAGAAGUGGUUCAUCAUUGACUUUGUCUCGUGCAUUCCAUUCGACGCCAUGUACUUGGGCGUAGGCGGCGUCUUACCCGGAUUCGCCAGUCUCGGCGCGCUUCGAACGCUACGCUUACUCAGAUUGGUCAAACUUGUGCGGGCUUUCCGUGUGAGUCGUUUGUAUAAAAACUUGGAACUCAAGUACAGUCUCGAUUACUCGCUCAUCGAGCUCGUGAAGUUUGGCAUAACCGCGGUGAUGUUCGCCCACUGGUUGGCCUGUGGCUUCGGUUUGGUCGAGGACCUAGAGAGAGCCUCUUACUCCUGGUCGCGGCUAACCGAUUUCGGUGGCGUCGUAGUUGGAGUUGAUGGUGGUGACCCUCGCGAAAUCGUCGGGUCGUUCCGUCUGUACUUGGCCGCGUUGUACUGGUCUACAAUGACCAUCUCCACGAUUGGUUACGGUGAUAUCGUUCCAGUGACGAGUGGCGAGCGCGUUUACGUCAUCAUUGCCAUGCUUAUCGGCGCGUUCGAGUAUGGUUACAUCGUAGGGGCAGUGUCGAACGUCAUCGCGACGAGAAACGAGAAGACAAAUAAAUUUCAAGCGCUCAUGCGCGACUUGAACUCCUUCAUGGGAGAAAACAGAUUUCCACCCUCCUUGUGCGUGCGUCUCCGCGAAUAUUUCAGGUAUCAGCUGGAAGGAUCUGAUGAGGAGAUGUACAAACGUCUCCUGCUCAAGAUGUCACCGGCGUUGCGAGGAGAGUGUUCGAUCCGAAUGAACACGUGGAUCAAGCAUGUCAAUUUCUUCAAAGGAUGCCCAGAAGAAUUCGUCACUCACCUCUCAACUCGCGUCGUCGAACACGCGUUUCCGCCCGAGGAAACGUUGUUCAGCAUCGGCGAUAACGUCACAACGCUCUUUGUCAUCCGUCGAGGGCUCGUUAAUGUCGCGGGCGUGAUCAGAACUUCAGGCAAAACGAUUGCAGAGGAAGCGCUUUUCACAACGUCGCCAAUGGUAUACAGCGCGCGAGCCGUGACGUACGCUGAUAUUUACACCCUCGAGCGAGAUGAUUUCCACGCGGCACUCGAGCCAUUCCCAGCCACAAAGAGAUACUUCAAGCUCAGGGGCGUAAAGAAGGUCUUCAGGGAUGAAAUUUUGGCGUUUUCAAAGGCGUAUUACGCCCUCAAGGAGAAAGGAAUCGACGCGGAUCUUUCAGGGGAGAUAAACGAUCGGCCGGAGUUUUAUUUGCGAAAAUUACGGAUUAUUUACGGAGAAGACGGUGAAGGGUUGGAUGAUCCUAAGAUUCUCGAGGCGAAAACGAAAGCGGCGAUCGUGAUUCAGAAGCGUUUCAGAGGCAUGCUUCAUCGUGUGAUGAUGCACGGUGCGCUCGUUGAGCGAGACGUACACGGUAUUUUCCACAAGAUGCUGCGCGAGCGCGACCCCGUGAGUUACACGGCGCGGGCCAUCGACGUGUUUCACUGGCGUCUAGCGUACUCUCUGACGGAGGUGCAUCGAAAGUUGAACUCGCUGCUGGACUACAACGAAAUUGAGGAGGAGGCAACUGAAGUGAAGGCGGACGCUUCUCUCAUGGCGAACGCUCUCGCAGCGGCUUCUGGCAAGGUCAUGCUACACACGCGCUCCAAACAGAAGACUGCGGGUACACCCGGUGAACGUUCUCCGCGAAUCAGCGCCGGGGGCUGGAUGACGUCGGGAUCUGAGAGCGCGCUUCAAACGUUGCAGUCUCGAGUCGACGAGCUCACCAACCGCCUGGUCCCACUAGAUCGAAGAAUUACGAACUCGCAGGCGAAGCAAACCGCCGCAUUGGUCGAGACGAAUGAGCGCCUAAACGAGCUCGCGACGCAGCUCGAAGCGCUCGUAAAACUCACUGUGACUAGCAUGGAGUCCGGGAUAGCCGAGGCCAGGGUGACAGCGCGCACCAGACCGAGACGCGCUCUCUCACCUCCCCCAGCCUCUGAGGCCUCAAAAUGGUAA